UUCGCUUAUAAGAUGAUGCGAUCGGAAUAUAAGAUCGGCCACAUCCAAAUCAAGCGCGACUCGUUCGAUAUAAAAUCCAGGGAUUCCCCGAACCAAAGCAUUUUAGCGACUCGCGCGAGAGGAGUACACGAGCAAAUCUCACGCUGGCGCGCGCGCACCAACCACUCUGUCACGACAAAGGAUUCUGUGCGGUGAACUGAUGGCGAAACCCAUACCCAACCUCUGAAUUUUCGCUCCACAAUCUCUUUGUUUCGUUGCUAAAUCCCCCGCGCGCACAACCCACCUCCGUCUCCAUCUCUAUCUCUCACUCUACUCUCUCUCCCUCUCCCCCUUUUGUCAAUGGUGGAAUCGCCCGGGAGUUGAAAAAGAAAAUCUUUUUUUCCCAUUAGAUGACUCGCUGUGUCGACAGGGAAUAAUGGACGAAUCUCUCUCUAGCUUCCUUUGCCAGGAGAGUGAGGCCUGCUUGGAUGAUCGUGGACUCGUCGAGGAAGAUGAUGAGUUCGGUGACUUGAGCGAUCGUAAUGACGGCUCUGGCGAUUGUAGUUUGCACGAUGAGGAGUAUCUGCAAAUGCUGUUCGAUAGAGAGACCCGUUCCGGGUCCAAGAGAGACGAGGCUCUUGAUCCGGGGAAGUGGAUUACAUCGGCUCGCUUCAACGCGCUCUCGUGGAUUCUCAAAACUAGAGAAGUGUUUGGAUUUCGCUUCCAGACGGCGUAUCUGGCGAUGACGUACUUCGAUCGGUUCCUUUCCAGGCGGUGCAUCGAUAGUGAGAAAUCAUGGGCAAUUACGUUGCUGUCGGUGGCUUGCCUCUCUCUGGCCGCGAAGAUGGAGGAGCUGUGUGCUCCGCCGCUGUCGGAGUACGAGACAGAGGAUUACUACUUCCAAAGCAAGGUAAUCCAGAGGAUGGAGCUUCUGGUGCUGAACACAUUGGAGUGGAGGAUGGGCUCGAUCACGCCUUUUGCCUACCUACAUCACUUCGCUGCAAGCUUACACAAGGAGCCUUCCCAGAGCGCGGUCGCAUCCCAAAGUGUCAAUCUCAUCUUGGGCAUCAUGAAAGAGAUCAACCUGGCUGAUCACAGGCCAUCUUCUAUAGCAGCCGCUGCCACAUUGGCUGCGUUGGAUGAUUCAUUGACAAGAAAUGCACUGGAGUGUAAAAUAAGCCGCAACUGUUCUUUUCACCAAAGCCUGGACAUUGAUGCUGUGUUCUCAUGUUACGGUCAAAUGAGGAGGUUGGACAAGGAGAUGCUUCAAAUGGCCAAGUCUUCGUACUGGCCAGAGCUAACCGUCAGCCAUUUGAGGCCACUAGACUUUUCUGAGAUCUCUUCUGUUACUUGUGCUAUGAGCACCAAAAGGAGAAAGCCUCCAUCCAAUGAUCAAGAUCAAGCUCCUGUUGCUCGGGCCGAUAAGCGACGCUGCUAACGAAACCUUCGAGACGGUAGGAACUCGGGGUUGAUAAUUGGUCAUCUCAGUCUACACAUGGCGACAAGAGAAUAACGAGUAUGGAAUACAAUGUGGAAAAGCAUAAAGGGAGGGCAUCAAAAGCAAGCUUUGGGCUUCAUCCUAAAGCUGAUUUUUCAUUUAAGGGAAAGCCACACACCGACCUUUGGGGAAAAAGUCCAGAAUCUCCAGAUAGAGGGGUCUUGAAAGCUGCUUCCGAGUGGGUCAAUGUCCGGUUGCGCAACGAUUUUGAUUUUCUGAUGAUGUUUUCUCUUUCUUUUGUUCGAGCCUGACCUUUCUCGAAUUCUUAUUUAUUUGUUUAUUUAUUUAUUUUGGGGGUCUAAGACUAAGAGGUCUAGAACAAGCAAACCCCUGGCUUUUGAUUUGGGAUUUGCUUUUGGUUGUUUGCUGCCUGCGUUAUUAGGUUUGAUUUGAUGCAUCAAGUGUUGGAAGUUGGCCAUCCAGCCAAAGAAAAAGAGAGAGUUGACAUGUGAUGUGAGGAAAGAAAAGGUGGAAGUGGAAGUGAAUGUGAUUGGAUUUGUUUGAAUGUUUGGGGGAUACCUUUCAACGGCAGGGGCCCUGUGUCCUCUUCCUGCGGAACCUGCCUGUUUCCAAGGGAUCAUGGAUCAUCAAAGGCAUUGUUUGUUGAUUUUGAAGGGUACUUCCAUUUUUUAUGCUGCUUUUUUGAAUUGGA
Rhodamnia argentea is the source of this 2129-nucleotide messenger RNA. RefSeq names its product cyclin-D5-1-like. NCBI's taxonomy places the organism in Eukaryota, Viridiplantae, Streptophyta, Magnoliopsida, Myrtales, Myrtaceae. Gene Ontology annotation, biological process: regulation of cyclin-dependent protein serine/threonine kinase activity; mitotic cell cycle phase transition. Gene Ontology annotation, cellular component: cytoplasm; nucleus; cyclin-dependent protein kinase holoenzyme complex. The record is from RefSeq and is a predicted model, not a curated record. Gene Ontology annotation, molecular function: cyclin-dependent protein serine/threonine kinase regulator activity.